Messenger RNA from Anguilla anguilla (European eel), 15167 nucleotides. It is a transcript of the gene spegb, whose product is annotated as striated muscle enriched protein kinase b. The record is from RefSeq and is a predicted model, not a curated record. Lineage: Eukaryota; Metazoa; Chordata; Actinopteri; Anguilliformes; Anguillidae. Gene Ontology annotation, biological process: protein phosphorylation. The coding region runs from base 1005 to 11621 and encodes 3538 amino acids. Gene Ontology annotation, molecular function: ATP binding; protein binding; protein kinase activity. The transcript has 43 exons.
UGUUUUGUUUUCGCUGCCCACUCCUGGUGGAAGCAAACAUUGUUGACAAAGAUGCAGCAGGAUGGCGGGGAAGCGGAGACGGCUGUACGGGAAGAGAGGAGAAUUAAAGGGGGCUCAUCCGUGUGAAAGGCUAGUUACUGCUUAUCACAACUGCAACACUGACUCCAGGCAUCUUUGACGUCACGGGCAUCGAUUAUGAAUAUAUAAUGGCUUCGGGUGAAGGGGCUCCUCCGCUGAAGCUGCAAUCAGCGUCUGUUAGCUCUGCGAGGAAGAGCGGAACGAGAGGAACGAGGGAAAAAAAAUAAAAGCACGGGAAAAGCCAACCUGCAUCCAUCCUCCAGCUAUCGGGGGCUGACUCACUCCCCCUCUCUGUGAAGAAGACAAGGCAAAGCUGUGAAAACACUCUCUCGCUCUCUCUCUCUUUCUCUCGAUGUGCCGCCUGCUAUUGUGGUGAAACGUUUCUCUUCGCUGAUUUGCCCCCCGCUUCUUAGAGGAUCGGGGAUUUAUAAUUUUCUCUGCCGGUGUCGGCACUGAGGCUUUUCUGGGGAUUGUCCAGGUCCGAGUGCAUUUCGAGGAGUGAUGCUGGAGGCUGGACGCGAUAUCACCUGCCGAAGCCCGUUUUCUUUCUCCGCCAGAAGGGAAAGUGGAAACAGACUUCGCACUGUAGCGGGCUGAUACGCGUUCCCAUUCUAAUACAAGCAAAGCACACGAAUUUUAACGCUGUUUUCACGUCAUUCCAUUCUGGAUUAUUAUUUGGCCAAGAGAGCCAAAUAAAUUCGGAAGCGCAUUUUUGUAUAUUUAGUAUUAUUUUUUGGUACUUCUUUGUCUUUUUAAACUGGGAAGAUAUUCGUUUUGAGAAAUCGCGUUCUUUUGUUUCGCGUCACUCUACAAGUGGAGAAAGAUUGUAAUCAUGUUGUUGCGAGAGAGAACCAGCAGCCAGCAGGUGUGAGAGUCGCUCCCCGACUUGUAAACAACGCAUCGCCAAACCAGGAGCAGUCACAACCAUGAAGAAAAUCUGGUCAAAGAAGAGAUUCCAGAAAACAGGACACUCCAGUCGAACCUUCGGCCGGUUCACCCAUGGUGUGUUUGGGUUUAUAGAUAACAGAGAAGUUUUCCGCUCAUGCAGAAAGCAAAGUUAUGACUCAGAGAACACGGAGGACGAAGCGGCGGAACCCCAGAUACCCAUGCAGAACAAAGAGGGGCCUGCGGGGCUUCAGGAUCGAGCUGCCCACCGAGUGCCUGCAGGCGACAGCGACCGGAUGAUGGACGUGACGGCGGACGGCCGCCGGGGUUCGAGGACGGACAGCUGGGCGGGCAGCCCGAACACGGUGGUAGAGAAGGAGGCUCCGGCCUUGGGUUCGAGAGCCCCCGUGCCGCAGGACCCCUCCAAGCCCGCCAGGAGCCAAUCUGAAGACGUUUUGAGGGAAGCACAUCCCCAAGUUCUCCCACCCCCCUCUCCCAAAAUUGGCCAGCGUUCCAUCACUUCCCCUAUUACUACCCGUUCUGGGUCAGCCCCUGGCACACCACUCACCCCUCGCAAGAAAGUUGUUGUCCCAUCCGACUAUGUAGACACCGUAGCGGGAGAAUUUGAGGACAAGAUUAAGCAACCAAAGUCCUCCGCCAUGUCUCAGAGUAGUAACACGGACUCCCGCCCUCAGACCCCUGUCAGUGAGUAUUCCCGCAAGGACUUGACGCCCCGUCCUUCCCCAAAGCUGGCUCGUGCCAGCUCCAAGAUCUUUGAGAAGGUGCGAGUCUUCGAGGAGCGAAGGAAGAGCAUCGACAAUCCCGAGGGAUCCAUCUCGGGGCGAUCCUGGGCCGGUUUCAACCGGGCCGCUUCCAUCGACUCGGACGAUGGGGGCAGCCGGUUAGGAAUCUCCAGAGAGAGCUCCAGGGAGGACCUGCGGGAGGCGCUGAAGGCGGACGCGGCUGAGAGGAGGUCCAUGUUCAGGCAGAGGGCCGCCUCUCUAGAAGACCGGCCUCGCUACUCCCAAAAGGUCCAGGACAUCGAGAGCAAGUUCACCGAGGAGCUGCGGAGGAUCAAGAAGCUGGUGGGGAAGCCCCAUCUGGCAAAGUCCUUCUCCACAGAGCAGCUCUCUCACCGCAGCAGGCAGCCCUUGAGAAAAGUGGAGCCCAUCCCCCCUCAGGUUCUCCAGAAACUGCAGAUCCGCGAGCGCAUCCAGCAGGAAGAAGAAGAGAAACGGAGAGAGCAACUGAAAGAGCGAUCGCCACAAAGAUCACCGGAACCUGAAAAGAAACAGGAAGCCCAGAAAAAUGAGGAGGAGUCUCCACCCCAGCAGCCCGAUACCAGCAAGUCCUCGGUAAACAGUGUGACGAUUAGCAGAUUUGGAGAGAAAGAAAUCACCCCAGAGGCUUUGUCAGUCACUGAGUUACCUGGCCAACGGUUGUCAAGACAGCCAGCAAGAAGCAGCCCAGUCAGAGAGCCGCCUCAGAGCUCUUUAACAACACAGAGUCCAGGUUUAGCUGAAGAGGAGCUACCCCCUCCUCCCCCACCGAAGGAGGAGCCAUCGCCUAGGAAGGUCGAGAUAUCGGUACGCCAAGUAGAACGAAGGCCUCCAAGUCCACUUGUCCAGAGAAGAUCUCCUUUUGCUCACGAACUCGCCCGUGCCCCAGACUCCCCCGUUAAAGAGGCUCUGAGGGAGGAGCCAGCGGCCAGGAGGGUCGGCCCGUCCUUACGCAAGGUGGAGCAGAGGCCUCCGAGUCCGCUUGUGCAGAGAGAGCCUCGGAUCCAGGAGCACACCACCCAAGCUCCCCCGAAACCUCCGAGACUCUCUAAACCCUCCUCUCCCGCCCACGGCUCGGUUCCAGAGCAGGAGGGUAUGGAGGUGCAGGCACCGCCUGCGUCCCCAGCUCCAAAACUCCCCAUCCCGACUAUCGUUGUGGAAGAGGAGCCCAUGGAGGUGCAGAGCGCGGAGGAGGCGGGGAGCAAACCUGUGAAGAAAAGCAGGGAGGGCGCGACACACAGAGCCAGAGGAAAAGGCCAUCGCACGAGGCCCAUGUCUCCAGAGCUCGAGUCUUCCGACGACUCGUACGUCUCUGCAGGAGAGGACCCGCUGGAGGCUCCCAUGUUUGAGCUCCCCCUGCAGGACACCGUGGCAUCUGCAGGCACCGACAUACUGCUAGCGUGCAUCAUCGCUGGCACGCCGUACCCAGAAGUGACCUGGAGAAAAGAGGAUGAUGAGAUACGGAACAGUGCCACGCACACGGUGAAGGUGGAGGGAGAGAGGCACUCGCUGCUCAUCAAACGGGCGAAACCAAGCGACGCUGGCACGUACCGUGCCACCGCCACCAACGAGGUGGGGCGUGCCACCUGCACUGCCACCCUCUUCAUCCAGCCAGACUCCAGGCAGGAGCCCCGAGGCACCCUCAGCGUGCCCAUGGACAUCAGCAGCCCCAUUACGUCUGAUGAAGAGUACCUCAGCCCCAUGGAGGAAGGCCUGGACUAUGGGGGGCCGUCCUAUCGGGGGCCUGAGCCCAGAAAAAUCGUGGACGCCCGAUUCAGGGAAACACCGUCCUUCCAGAUGACUCUUAGUGACCAGGUGGUGACUGAGGGCCAGGCAGUCACCAUGUGUGUGAGAAUGCAGGGUCAGCCCAAGCCCAUGAUUUACUGGCUAAGGGACCGUGUGACAAUUAAAACUGCUGGCCGACACAUCGUGCGAGAAGCUGAGGAUGGAACCUUCGAGAUGAAGAUCACAUCGGCACAGAGAUCUGAUAUGGGAGUGUAUACCUGCAAGAUCAUCAAUGAGUACGGAUCAAAGCAAUGUGAAUGCAAGCUAGAGGUCAAAGCUGCCCCCCGGGAGCCGGUGGUGGUGAUCACGCAGCACGUGCGGGACAUGACGGUGAGCGCGGGGGAGACGGCUCUGUUCGAGUGCCAUAUGAGCGGCCCCCAGGACGUGGACGUGGACUGGCUCUCGGACGGAAAGCUGAUCCAGCCCGCCCUGCUCAACUGCAAGAUGCACUUUGACGGGAGGAGGUGCAGGCUGCUCCUGAACUCAGUGCACGAGGACGACAGCGGGACGUACACCUGCAAGCUGAGCACGGCGAAAGAGGAGCUGACCUCCAGCGCCAACCUCAAGGUCAUUCCCUCUAUCCCACCUCUCUUUACCCGUAAGCUGGACGUCCUAGAAGUGAUCGAGGGGCGCACGGCCCGUUUCGACUGCAAGGUCAGUGGGACGCCCCCUCCCAGGGUCAGCUGGAGCCAUUUUGAGCGCACGCUCGCAGACAGCGAGAACGUUCGGAUACUGAAGGAGGGCGGUCGCCACUCCCUGCUCAUCGUGCACGUGACCAAUGAGAACGAGGGCUUCUACACGGUCACGGCACGCAACGCUCACGGCGAGGCGGAGUGUGCCGCUGAGCUCUACGUGCAGGAGCCCCGACCCGCCAUCUCCUCCCAAAUGGCGAAGCUGGAGAAGAUGCCCUCCAUCCCCGAGGAGCCGGAGAUGGCGGACAGCGAGGUGGAGCGCUUCACCAUGCCCGACUUCGUCAAGCCGCUGUACGACCUGGACGUGGUGGAGGGGAAGGAGGCGGUGCUCAAGUGCAAGGUGGCCGGCCUGCCUUACCCCACCAUCACCUGGUUCCACAACGGCAAGAAGAUCGACACCACGGACGAGAGGAAGAUGGCGCAGUACAGGGACAUCCACAGUCUGGUCAUCCGCUCUGUCUGCCAUGCCCAUGGAGGCGUCUACAAAAGCGUCAUCUCCAACAAGGUGGGGAAGGCCGCCUGCUAUGCCCACCUGUAUGUCGCAGAUGUUCUCCCUGACCCUCCGGAUGGGGCUCCGGUCAUAGAGGGGGUCACAGGGAAGACUGUCACCCUCAGCUGGAGGAAACCCAAGAGGCUGGAUCCCUCUUUAGACGCCAGCUCUUUGAUGUACGCCAUCCAGCAGCAAGCGCUGGGGUCCGUGCAGUGGACUAUCAUAGCCUCUGGGCUGAGGCAGACCUCCUACACCGUUGCCUCCCUCUCCAAAGGAGUCCGCUACUCUUUUAGAGUCCUGUCGACCGUCAGCAAGACCUUCAGCAAGCCCUCUCCCCCCACCGAACCUGUGCAGCUUCUGGACCGGGGCCCAUACCUUCGAGAGGCCCCGGUCAUCAUUGAUAAACCGGACGUGGUUUACGUGGUGGAGAACCAGUCUGUCAGCAUCACCGUGACUCUCAACCACGUCCAGGCUGCAGUCACGUGGAAGAAGCAGGACGUGUUGCUGGAGCACAGGCCUGGUGUGUUUGAGAUGAGCAUGCCUGACGAUGACCAGCACACGCUGAAGAUGGUGAGGAUGAGGAGCUCUGACGUGGGGCAGAUCAUAUGCAUGGCCACCAACCAGCACGGCAGCGACUCCUGCAUACUCACUCUGGAGAUGGCAGUGCCCCCCACAUUUGAGUCCAUCAUGGAGGACAUGGAUGUUCAGGUGGGAGAGACACCUCGCUUCGCAGUGGUCGUCGAGGGAAAACCUGUCCCAGACAUCAUGUGGUACAAGAACGACACACUGUUGUCAGACAGCAGCCACUUCACCUUUGUGUAUGACGAUAACGAAUGCUCCCUGGUGAUCCUCAACAUCCAAGAGGAGGACUCUGGCGUGUACACCUGCACGGCCAAAAACCUGGCUGGGGUGGUGUCCUGCAAGGCCGAGCUCACCGUACACACAGCCGCGCCAGAGACAGAGGAGGCCAUGGAGGAUGAGGAGACCGUGCUGAGGAAGAUGCGUAGGCUCACUGACUACUACGACAUACACAAGGAGAUCGGGAGGGGCGCUUUCUCCUACGUGAAGCGCGUGACGGAGAAAGAGGGGAAAGCGGAGUUCGCGGCGAAGUUCAUGAGCGCGCGCGCCAAGAAGAAGACCUCCGCGCUGCGCGAGAUGAACCUGCUCUCCCGGCUGGACCACCAGCGCAUCGUCUACUUCCACGACGCCUUCGAGAAGAAGAACGCCGUUAUCGUCAUCACCGAGCUAUGUCACGAAGAAUUUCUGGACAAACUGACAAAGAAGUCUAGCAUCACGGAGUCUGAGAUACGGUCCAUUAUGAGACAGCUGCUGGAAGGGGUUGGAUACCUCCACCAGAACAACAUCAUGCAUCUGGACAUCAAGCCGGAGAACAUCCUCAUGGCGGAUCCCAGCGGGGAGCAGAUCCGGAUCUGCGAUUUCGGGAACGCCAUGGAGAUCACGCUGGACGAGGCGCAGUACUGCAAAUACGGCACUCCUGAAUUCGUUGCCCCGGAGAUCGUUAACCAAACACCUGUCUCCAAGGCAUCAGACAUCUGGCCUAUCGGAGUGAUGACGUAUCUUUGCCUCACUGGGGUCUCUCCCUUCGCCGGGGAGAACGACCGUAGCACCGUGCUCAACAUCAGAAGCUACAACGUGGCUUUUGAGGAAAGCAUGUUUGCUGGCCUGUGCCGAGAAGCUAAAGGUUUUGUCAUCAAGCUGCUCGUGGCGGAGAGACUGAGACCUGAUGCCAAUGAAUGUCUCCGUCACCCGUGGUUUAAGAUGUUGACUAAGGGGAAGAGCAUCAGCACUGAGAGUCUCAAACCGUUUUUAUCCCGAAGAAAGUGGCAGCGCUCACUCAUCAGUUACAAAUCCAAAAUGGUGAUGAGGUCCAUUCCCGAGCUUUUGGACGAUUCCUCCAACCAUAUCUCCAUCGCUGUGCCAAGGCACCUCAAAGAGGGUUCACCUCCAGCGUCCUCAUCCUCCGACUCUGACGAAGACAUCGAUGAGCUGCCCUUCAUCCCGAUGCCUCACAUCAUGGACUUCUCUGGGUCCAGGAUGUCCCUGACUGAGAUCCCGGGUGAUGAGGAAGUGGCGGGCAGGCCCAACGGUACUGUCGAGGGAGUGGGCCAAAGCGCCCAGGGCGUGAUGCUCAUGGAGUGCGAGCCGUCAGAGAAGGACGGCGGUGAGACAGUGGGCAGGGGGCGUGCCAGGAAGAGGGCUACGCAGGAAGAGGGCGGGGGAUCUUCAGACGAGGAAACCGCAGAGGCGGCCAAGAGACCGGAUCAGCCCAAGAGGCCACUGCGCAGAGGUUCGAGCAUGGAGUCGGAAAAAGGAGAAGGAGUCCGGCGGAAGGGAGAGCUGCGCAGAGGGAGCUCGGCCGACAGCGCCCUGCUCCUCCACAUCAAGCCAGAGGAGGGCGCCGGUGAGGAAGCUGCGGAAGACGGGAGGAAGGUCCUGAAAAAAGCCGUCUCCAUGGAGCUGCCGCGCAGGAGCCCGAGUCCCGGCGCGGGAAAGAUGAGCCAGGAGGACUACGCGCUGAAACUGGAGCUCAUGAGGCAGCGGCUGCUGAGGGGCGGGUCUGUGGACAACAAGAUGAGUGGCCUCCGAGGCCCCCUGCUGGAGACUCUGGGCAUGUCUGAAGAGAAACGGUACUCCUCGCUGGAUCGUUAUGUGCGCCCGUCCCGGCUGGCUGUCCCGCCGCUGACUCGAGCGGCCUCCAGUGACUCCCCUAGGGACGAGACCCCAAAGACUAAGGUGCUCCGCAAGAGCGCCUCCUUCAGCCAGGGCGACGCCGAACCCAUCCCCCUCCACAGGCGUUCGGGGGCCCCGUUGGAGAUCCCCUUGGCCCAGAUAGAGGAGCGGAGGCUGCAGGAGGCCCCAUCCAUGUCUGCUCUCACAGAGCAGCCCAGGCUGGACUCCCGCCCGGUCACUCCAAAAGACCUCUCCAAACCACCCACCCCCGACCUAAACGAGCAGGAGCUGCAGAUCAGCGGCAGAAUGAAAAGAGACUCUUCAGAAGAGAGAGAGAGAAAGAUGGAGGAGGACCAGGCACGUGGUGUGUCUGGACAGAGUGAUACCAUGGUUCUUCCGGAGAAAAAAAUGAGCAUGUUAGAGGAAGAAAGAGAAGAAGAAGCAACGAAAGAAUGUGAGAGUGUGUCUGAGAGAGUGUCCCUUUCUGAGAUGACUCCCAGUACCAUGGAAGAAGAAGAGAAGCAAGGAAAAGUAAAGGAUGAAAGAGAGGAGGAGAAUUUUGCCAUCAGGAUUAAAGAUGAGGAAGAGAUGCCGCUGAGGGAGUCUCCGGAAAUCACCAUCACCACCAGCUCUGUCACUCACAUAUCGCCCUCCCCACCUGCCCGUGUCACUCUGCCCGAUGGUAGGACCUCUGCGUAUGCCAGCAUCAUGCAGACUAUCAUGGUCCCAUCUCUCCAGCCUGCUAAUGCCUCUACGCCUGCAUCCACUGCACCCACUGUUGCCCCUACCCCAACUCCCACCCCGACUCUAUCUCAGCCAGAACCUCCCUCAUGGACUGAACACCCUGCAGUCUUUUCAAGAGUGGCCUCCACCGAGCAACUAGUGAAGGAACCCAGUCCCACUAAGACUUCCACCCUUCCAUCCCUUCCUAGGGAGCCGUCCCCUGGGCGGGACAUCAAAGACAUCACCUCUGAGGAGGUAUUUCAGUCCAGGUUCAAAAAGAGAGAAUCGUCCCUGACGCGUAGCCUGAAGCUCCUGACCAGAUCCAAAGCAGAGGAGAAGCCUUCAGUCGAAGCUGACAGUGCUGGCGAAGAGAUUUAUCGCCCAGGGCCAAUCGGUGCUCCUCUAGAAUUUUCCAGGAGGCUGGAAGAGAAGUCAAAGUCCGUCCAAGACCUCCGGGAAGCUUCGAAGGACAGCAGCUUCAUGAAGAGGCUCUCCAUGCGCUUGAAGAGAACUCCGUCGGCAGAGAAGAUAGAGGAGCCACCUGCGCCCGAGCCUGGCGUGCCCCGUCGCAGGCUGUCCUGGGGCAUGGGCCGCUCCAAGACCCAGGACAAGAAGGAGGUGGAGAUGGUGAGGCUGGAUGGGGUAUCAGAGCCUCGGCAGGAAGAAGAAGCCAAGGAAACUAAGAAGACCACAGAAUCGCCCGUUCUGGCCAUGCGCAAGAAGAUCGAGUCAACAGUGGCCGGGAUCUCCAUGCGUAUCCGCAGCCAUUCGAUGGACCGGAAGGAGGAAAAGAACGCGGAGGAUAAGGAGGCCAAGCCGGAGAGCAAGAGGACACCUCUGCUGUCAAUCCUGCGUCGGACCAGCUCUGAGGGUGUGAACCUGAAGAAGAUGGGCCAGUCAAGCACCACUACCUCCACAGAGUCCCUCGAGUCAAUGUCUAGCGUCCAGUCAGAGACCUCUACCAAAACAGCCACGGACAGCGAGCGCAGGUCGAGGUGGGAUCGAUGGGGCCUGACCAGGGGCCGGAGAGACAAGACAGUGUCCCAGCCGGACAUCCCUUCAGCCAUCGCCCGGGAGAAUGGCUCCCUGCGGGGUCGCCAGUACUCCCGUCUGGCCUCAGACUUCCCCCCAGUUUUCCACAUCAAACUGAGGGACCACGUGCUUCUGGAAGGAGACCCCGUCACUCUCAGCUGCCUCCCAGCUGGCAGCCCCCACCCACACAUCACCUGGAUGAAAGAUAAGAAUCCGCUGGAGAUCGACCCCAGGAUGAACAUGAUCUCCUGCCCGGACGGACGGCAGCUCCUCAUGAUCAUGAAGACCACCAAGAAGGACGCGGGGCUGUACGAGUGCGUGGCCACCAACCCCCUGGCCUCCGUCACCAGCUCCUGCAUGAUCUCUCUGGCCCGCCUGCCCAACCGCCCGGGCACCCCAGAGAUCCCGCAGAAGUACAGGAACACGGCCCUGGUGCUGUGGAGACCUUCCGACACCCUGGCCCCCUGCACCUACUCCCUGGAGAGAAGAACAGAGGGUGAAACUAACUGGCUGAUUGUGGCCACUGGUGUGGCGGAGUGCUACUACAAUGCCACAGACCUUCCAGCAGGGGGCACCUUUCGGUUCAGAGUGGCCUGUGUCAACAAAGCCGGGCAGGGGCCCUACAGCAACCUGUCAGAGAAAGUGUGUCUGGACUCCGCAGGACCUUCCAAACCUCCUGCCGUUGUCGUCGUGAAGACCGUCCCCUCCCCCAAGCCUCCGGUUGUGAUGUCAUCAGUGAGCGGUCCAGCCGCUACCUCUGCAGUGACAAGUAAACCGGUUUCCAUGGUUACCACCUCCCAGGCUUCUGCGGCUCAAGCUCCUACACCCUCUCCAACCCCAGAAUCCGCUCCCCCCGCCCCCAAACGCCCCUCCCCACCCCGAAGCACUGCCGCUGGGGAGGCUACACCCCUGUCCCCCAGCCCCGCCCCCAGCCCUGCCCCUGCCACUGCCACUGCGGUUACUACUCCUCCCUCAGCCAACCCCACCCCAACACAUCGCACCAUCACACCUAUCCAGAUCUCCCCCUCCAUCACGCCCACCCAGACCAAGGCGAAGACCACCCUAAACAUCACCGUCACCACCGCCUCUUCCCUCACCUCUCCCACCGCCGCUACCCCAGCCCCUCCCACUCAGACCCUGGCUCUGCCCACCAAGUCCCCGCCUCCCAUCCUGCCCAAACCGCACAGCCCAAUCAAUGUGGUUUCUCCCAUGUCUCAGACCGCCCUCGUCUCCCCGCCCCCUUUAGUGUCCCCGCCCCCCGCCAUCGGCAAGCCCAUCUCCUCCGUCCCCCUGUACGUCCCGGCCACGACGGCCCCCGCCUUGGCCCCCGGCCCCUCCCUCUCUCCCCCCGUCGUCCUGGUGACCAGCCUGAGCCCUGUGGGGGACGGCAGGGGCACGCCCUCUCGCCUGACCCCCACUGGACGCGCCACACCCUCUGGACGUACCACGCCCUCCGGCCGCAGGACCCCGCUGGGUAAGCCUGGGGAGACCAGCUUACGGCAGGGGGUACCCCAAAAACCCUACACCUUCAUGGAUGAAAAAGCCAGGGGCCGUUUCGGCGUGAUCCGGGAGUGCAGGGAGAACGCCACGGGCAGCCUGUUCAUGGCGAAGAUCGUGCCGUACGAGCCGGACAGCAAGCAGGCGGUGCUGCAGGAGUACGACAUCCUCAAGUCGCUGCACCACGACCGGAUCAUGGCCCUGCACGAGGCCUACGUCACGCCCCGCUACCUGGUGCUCAUCUCCGAGUGCUGCACGGGCAAGGAGCUGCUCUACAGCCUGAUCGACAGGUUCCGCUACUCGGAGGACGAUGUGGUGACCUACCUGGUCCAGGUGCUGCAGGGGCUGGACUACCUCCACAACCGCCGCAUUCUGCACCUGGACAUCAAGCCCGACAACAUCAUGGUCACGCCCACCAACACCCUCAAAAUCAUCGACUUCGGGAGCGCCCAGAACUUCAACCCGCUCUUCCUCAAACAGUUCAGCCAGCGCCUCGGCACGCUGGAGUUCAUGUCUCCAGAGAUGCUGAAGGGGGACGUGGUGGGCCCCCCCGCUGACAUGUGGAGCAUCGGGGUUCUGACCUUCAUCAUGCUCAGCGGCAGGCUGCCUUUCCAGGAGAAAGACACACAGGAGACGGAAGCUAAAAUCCAAGUCGCCAGAUUUGACCUCAGCAAGCUCUACCCAAAUGUAUCCCAGAGUGCAUCUCUCUUCCUGAAAAAGAUCCUGUGCAGCUAUCCGUGGGCUCGCCCCACCAUUAAGGACUGCUUCAACAACUCGUGGCUGCAGGACGCGUACCUGAUGAAGCUCCGGCGGCAGACCCUCACCUUCACCACCACCCGUCUGAAGGAGUUCCUGGUGGACCACCAGCGCCAUCGCUCGGAAGUGGCCACCAAACACAAGGUCCUGCUGCGCUCGUAUCAGAGCACGCCGCAGACGCCCACCACGCCCACCACGCCCGGCACCAAGUGAGCCAGCGAGCGCAGCCGCGGAGGGCGAGAGGGCGGGGCAGGGCGGGGCCAGGGGGGCGGGGCUGAAGGGUGAAAGCAUGCCAGGGCCUCCAGGAGAAAGGAGCGAACAGGACACGCCCCUCCACCCCUGACCCCGCCCCUCCUCUGCUCCGGACGCGAGAGCCGAGGCUUCGUUUCCACCACCCCCCCUCAGACCCCCCCUCCUUGGGGCAGGGCAGGGCGGGGCUCCGUGGCGGACUGGCCACGCCCACAUGGGUUUAGGCCCGCGAGACUCCACAGCCCCGCCCCUGAAACCAGACUGGCUUUCUAAGCAGAUACCUCACCGACUGUCUGACAGCAUGCUUCUGCUUUUCUCUUUCCCCUCAACUCCUCCUCCCUCUCCCCCCUUCCUAAUUUCAGUCUUUUCCACUGAGCUUUUUCCCUCAAUCAAUGCAGAGGGGUUGAUCUUAGAAGACUGCUGAACGCUGACCCAUUACAACUGAGAAAUAACGUUUUCUGACCUUCUAAUCAAAGCUCUCUUCUCUAAAACUGAGUUGUAGCGCUGUUGGUGAAAGAGUAAUGUUAAUGUGAAUGUGACUCUGUCACCCAGCGACAGCCAGGCACUUCCUAUCUGUGGAUAAGUAAGGUGUACAUCCUUCUCUUCCUCAUUUAUAAGCUCAGUCAUGUUCUUUUCUCACCUUCAUUCUUUUAUCAAUAUGAAUCAGAGUUUUUGCAGUAGUCGCAAUGACUGACAGAUGUCAAAGAGUGGAUGGACACCACUGAGAUGGGUUUUCCGUAGAAUUAGCCAAUGGCAGCGCGAGAAAGAAUUGGCUUAAAGCCAGUGUUUCUUUAAUGGACCCCGUGGGCUAUUGGCUGCUGUCAGUGCUUCACAGUCACACGGUCAGAAGCACGCGGCCACUUGCAUGUAAGCGUUCAGUUCCCAAAGACAUGUCAAAAGGAGGAGUAGACGGCUGUCCUGAAGAACUUCAGCAGAUUCAAACCUUUCGACGACAACCGCGUCCUGUAGGGUUUGCAUACGGCUGAACGGAAGGCAUGACUGCCAAAUAUCGCUGGUACGUACAGAACAGUCAUUAAAUAUCGCCAACAACUCAUGAGUAAGGACUCCAGAUCAGAUUUGUUUGCUAUAUUUUUGUUACGUUCUGUAACACCAGUUUAUGUAAAAUGGAGAGAGAUUGCCCAAUGGUUCAGCCUGAUGAAAGGAGGGAGUUGAGGGUACAGGGGUCACAGAAAAAAGCCGGAUCUGGUAUGAAAUGGAGGGUGUUUGGAAAGGAAGCUCCUGCAGUUGUUCAUUAGCUUUAAGGCCAGGUCAUCCUGCGCCACACGCUAACCAGUCCUGCGGCACGCCCUAACAAUGCAAAUGUGUUCCUGUACAGAUUUUGCCUGUUUAACGUACGGAGCUAAAUUUCUUCCUCCAGAUUGACUACCUUACGUCAGAUCAUUCUAUUUUUGGAAAAGAGAUAAAAAGCAUAGUUUUUACUGAACAAAAUAGGGUUUGCAUUUUUAUUUGAUUUUAUUUAUUUUUAUUUUAUUUUUUUUUUUUUUUUUUUUUUUUUUUUGAGAAGCAUGUAUGUCUCUGGCACAUGAAACGUUCACUAUAAAAAUAAAGAUAAAGAUUCUAUAAAUACCCUGGCCUAACACUUCUGGCUGUACCUCUUGUCCAUCUAUUGUGGUAGUACCCUUUCUGUACUUAGUUACUGCAGUUUGGUUUUUUUUAAUGUACAUUUUGACCUAAUUUAAUUUCAAGAGAUUGUUAAAGGAAUCAAGAUACAUGCUAAUGAGUUUCAAGCUACAAAUUAAUAAUGUUUUAAUGACAAAUUGUCUAUCACAGCAUCACACAGUAUUGAAAUUAUGUUUUGGAUUUGAUUUAGCUUACAUUUUGAAAUUGAUAGCUAAGAAAACAACAGAUUUGUUUGUUUUAGAAAACAAGUAUGAAAAAGUUUUCUGACAUACUUACAUAGCUGAAAAAAGGAUUUUGAAAUCAUGAAUUGAAAUCAGCUGAAAUCAGUGUUUCUUUCUGUUUAACUAAUGAAGAAAUUGUUUUUUUUUUUUCUUCUUUUAAGUAAUUUCUUAAGGAAAAUAUUAUACAGACACAUGAACUAGGCUUGAUGUUGGACACAACAUAUAAUAUUGGUAGUAGAAGUAUUGUACUUGACAUGUUGUGUAACCAGGAAGUUAGUGACAGCACUAAUAUGGGUCAUGUACCGUAGCUGACUGUAAAAUUCCCUUUUAUUUUUUGAGCAAAUGCAACAGUGUUUUCUUUUUUGGCAAUAGACUGUUUACAGAAGUCUUCUUGGAUGUGUAAUUGGACUUUGUGGUCAAGUGUGAGAAUGUUGAGUUGCUGCUUGUGUAAUACCGUCACUACGUUUGGCGUGAAGCUGUCAUAGAGCUGUGAUCCCAUAACAGAACUACUGUUGUGUUCCUUACCUAUGGAGUAAACUUGGGAGUGUUCCUUCAAAGCCUCAGUAUUCAUAAUAGAUGAUAACAUCCUCAGUAUAUUUCACAUGGUUGGUCAUAUAGGAAGAUACUCACAAGGAUAUUUUUGUUUGUUUUUUAUUGAUCUAUACUUUGACUGUGUAAAUAUAGAUGCCUUGAGAGUUCUUGUGAAUGUUAUUGAAGUUGAUGGGGGAUUCUUGCACAACCCAGCAUAACAUGCAGUAGGGUGAACUGCGUUCUUACAUUUGGAGAAAAGUUGAACCCAGAGUGAGUUCUGUCAGUAGAUUAAGUUGAACGCAGAGUGUGUUCUGUCAGUAGAUUAAGCUGAACACAGAGCAUGUUCUGUCAGUAGUUUAAGAUGAACACAGAGCAUGUUCUGUCAGUAGUAUAAAAUGAACCCAGAGUAAGUUCUGUGAGUACAUUAAGAUGAACACAGAUCAUGUUCUGUCACCAGCUUCAGCUGAAUCCAGAACAAAUUCAGUCAGCAGUAAAGCUACAUAAAUGUUUAACGUUGAGAUGAGUUGCACGCCAGGUUGCGGUUCUAGUCACCUGCCACUGAUUUCCAGGGAACAGGCAUUCAUACCACAGAUAUGAAUGUUUUCCUGUACUCUGUCGCCAUAGAAACAGUACAGUACCUGCCCCUGACCUUAAGUCAAUUUUGAUGCACCCCUCCCCCUACAGAACGUCCAGUCUGAGGGACAGGUUUCGUGGGGUAGGCUUGUUCCCAGAGAAGGCCAUGCGAAGUUUUGUACAUGCAAGUGGGUAAAUCUACAAAGGAGAGGGAUUCGGUUACGCGUGGGGGAGCUUUGGGUCGGUGAGAGACCCUUUGGCAUUUAAGACGCUCCCUCGAACCGGCGGCCGCCCCUGGGGACGAGCCUCUUUAGAAACCGCAGACGGGAGCACGCGAUCUGCACCUUCACAGCGAUGGCCGCCAUUUUCAAUCGUAUGUAAAGUGUUAUUUCCAGUGGUUUGCUUAUUUAUUUAUUUAUUGUUCAGACUCAGUUAUGACUCUGGAACCUUUUACAACUUUGUGGAAUUACUCAUUUAACUCUGGUGUGACUCUAAGGCAUGAUAGCUGAGUACAAAGAAUCCUAAUAAAAAAGCAUCCGACAAA